UUUAUUCGCCGCCAGCCAAGAUGAACCGAUUCUUCGGAAAAGCAAAACCUAAGGCGCCGCCGCCUAGCCUGACUGACAGCAUUGGGACAGUGGAUAGCAGGGCAGAAUCCAUUGACAAAAAGAUUUCCCGGUUGGAUACGGAACUAGUGAAAUAUAAGGACCAAAUGAAGAAGAAGAGAGAGGGUCCUGCAAAGACCAUGGUCAAACAGAAAGCCCUGAGGGUUUUAGAGCAAAAGCAGAUGUAUGAACAGCAGCGAGACAACCUUGCCCAGCAGUCCUUUAACAUGGAGCAGGCUAACUACACCAUUCAGUCUCUAAAGCACACCAGGACCACGGUGGAUGCCAUGAAACUGGGAGUAAAAGAAAUGAAGAAGGCAUACACGCAAGUCAAAAUUGAACAGAUUGAGGAUUUACAAGACCAGCUGGAAGAUAUGAUGGAGGAUGCAAAUGAAAUCCAGGAAGCCCUGAGUCGCAGCCACGGCACCCCAGAGUUAGAUGAGGACGACCUGGAAGCAGAGUUGGAUGCACUGGGCUAUGAGCUUCUGGCUGAUGAAGACAGUUCCUACUUAGAUGAAGCAGCCUCUGGGCCUGCAAUUCCAGAAGGUGUUCCCAUUGACACAAAGAACAAGGAUGGCGUGCUGGUGGAUGAGUUCGGACUACCACAGAUUCCAGCCUCCUAGACUGCAGCAUUCCAGCACAUGAGACGAAAAUACGGAUUCUGGGACUAGGAGAUAUUUCCCAAUUUGCCAAAGAGAUUUAUAUCUCUUUCCUUUCUUUGAAGGAAAAGCUGAUUAC
Molecule: messenger RNA, 795 nt
Organism: Alexandromys fortis (reed vole)
Lineage: Eukaryota; Metazoa; Chordata; Mammalia; Rodentia; Cricetidae
Product: charged multivesicular body protein 5-like
Exons: 1
Coding region: 21-680 (219 amino acids)
Biological process (GO): late endosome to vacuole transport via multivesicular body sorting pathway; vesicle budding from membrane
Cellular component (GO): multivesicular body
Source: RefSeq, a predicted model, not a curated record